AUGAGUUCUGGGAUAGUGAUCCUUCUUGUCGUCUUCCUUGUGGUACAAGCUGCUAACGCUGCUCCGCAGUACUCGGACCCUCUGGCAAGAAAUUUCAUGCUUCCGCUGAGUGCAGCGGCCUAUUCGGACCAGCCGCAGCAAUGUCUCAGCCGACUGUUCAAAAAUGCAACACUUCAUCGUCAAGUCACGGUGUCAUGUGAUAGCUUCAAAAAGGACACCUGCUCCGGGUUCACUGCCGUUCUCCACAACGAGAAAGCAAUUGUGCUGAGUUUCAGAGGAACAAUACGUUUCCUCCAACUACUUCAGGAAAUCACCAAAACAGUCUUCUUACAUUUGGCAUCGUGGCUUUUUGGUGGCAGAAUAUCCGCGUACUUCAGCGAUGCAUUCAGCAAAAUCUGGAGCCAUGGGAUGGAUGCCGAUUUCCGAGCAUUGAGAGCAAUGUAUCCAAAUUACGAAAUUUGGGUUACUGGGCAUUCUCUUGGGGGAUCAGUAGCAUCACUGGCGGCUUCUUUCUUAGUUGGAUCACGUCUUGCAAAUUCGAGCGAAGUCAAACUGGUCACAUUCGGACAGCCCAGAACUGGGGACAUUCUCUUUUCCGUUCAUCACAACAAUCAGGUACGGUGA
Cooperia oncophora is the source of this 624-nucleotide messenger RNA. Lineage: Eukaryota; Metazoa; Nematoda; Chromadorea; Rhabditida; Trichostrongylidae. The record is from the annotation of a GenBank genome assembly.